CAGUAUGACAUGCAGAUGAGUGCCGUCGAUCUUAGAAUCACCGCACACUUCACUCAUUUGGCCAGUCACGGAGCCAAAACCAGUGUUUGGAGCCACAGUGUGGCGGUGGAGGCAGCAGCAAUGGGAGGCCAUACAGCAACCUAUGACAAAAUGGAAACCAGCAGGAGUGUGAGGAGACCUGAAAGUGGCACAUGGCAGAGUGGGAGCAAUGGGAGGCGGUACAGGGACCCAGGUCACACUGUGGGCUCAGCAGCAGCCAUGAGGAGUCGGGUACGGGGGCCCAUGGCAGAUUAUGUGCCUGGCAGCAGCAAUGGG
Molecule: messenger RNA, 315 nt
Organism: Staurois parvus
Lineage: Eukaryota; Metazoa; Chordata; Amphibia; Anura; Ranidae
Source: the annotation of a GenBank genome assembly